AUGACUAAAGUAGAAUUUACUGAAAAAAUUCUUAUGAAAUAAGAUUUGGUUGACCAUUUAAUGAAUGGAAUCAGUUAAGAGGCAACUCAUAAUGAUGUUAAUAAUGAAAAUUAACUGAAUUCAAAAAGCCUUACUUUAGCUGCUUCAAUAGACUGGAGAGAAAAAGGUCCUGUAACAUCAAUUGUGGUUCAUGCUAGUUUCUCUGCAGCUGGCUUAAUGGAGCCAUUUAACUAUGCUUUGCUAUAUAUAUAUUUGUAAAACAUGAAGAGAUAUCAAAUUCAUUAAUUUUUAUACAACGUUCAUAGUUAGUUAAGAGGCAACUCAUAAUAAUGUAAAUAGAGAAGCUUAACUGAAUUCAAAAGCCCCACUUUAGCUGCUUCAAUAGACUGGAGAACAAAAGGUGCUGUAACAUCAGUUAAGAAUUAAGGUAAUUGUGGUUCAUGCUGGAGUUUCUCUGCAGCUGGCUUAAUGGAGUCAUUUAACUUCAUUUAAAACAAAGCUUUAGUUGAUUUUUCUGAGUAAUAACUCCUUGAUUGUGUCAUCCCUGCAAACGGUUACAAUAUUCAUGGAUGUGAAGGAUGGCCUGCUUACUGUGUAGAAUAUGCCUCCAAAGUAAGUAUCACUACCUUAAAGAACUAUCCCUAUGUUAGAGUUUAGAAUAAGUGUAAUGUGACUGGUACAAAUAAUGGUUUUAAGCCUAAAAAGUGGAAUUAAGUUCCUAACACUUCAAAUGACUUAAAAAGUGUUUUGAAUUUCUCUCCUGUUUCUGUUCUUGUUGAUGCUAACAAUUGGGAUGGUUAUUAGUCUGGAAUUUUCAACGGGUGCGAUUAAUCUCUUAUUAUUCUUAACCAUGCUGUAUUAGCUGUUGGCUAUGACAAACAAGGUAACUGGAUUGUUAAAAACUCUUGGGGCCCUUAUUGGGGUGAAAAUGGUUAUAUGAGACUUGCUCCUAACAACACCUGCAGUAUCCUAAAAUAUAAUAUUUAAAUUACUGCUUGA
This is a messenger RNA of Tetrahymena thermophila SB210, 999 nucleotides long. Its product is annotated as papain family cysteine protease. The record is from RefSeq and is a predicted model, not a curated record. Gene Ontology annotation, molecular function: cysteine-type endopeptidase activity. The transcript has 2 exons. Gene Ontology annotation, cellular component: lysosome. Lineage: Eukaryota; Ciliophora; Oligohymenophorea; Hymenostomatida; Tetrahymenidae.